Molecule: messenger RNA, 2698 nt
Organism: Propithecus coquereli (Coquerel's sifaka)
Lineage: Eukaryota; Metazoa; Chordata; Mammalia; Primates; Indriidae
Gene: ZMAT1
Product: zinc finger, matrin-type 1
Exons: 7
Coding region: 1-2670 (889 amino acids)
Molecular function (GO): zinc ion binding; nucleic acid binding
Source: RefSeq, a predicted model, not a curated record
AUGGAUCUGCACUCAGGGGGACAGAAGAUAUUGGACAGGUACUAUACAACAAAAGAUGGGUACGGACCAGACAAAGAUAACAGGCCAGAAAAAGGUGUCAGAGUCUGCUGGAGGUAUGUUCCAGGGCUCCUCAGUGGAACCCGAAACAUUAAAAGUACAAAGAAUAUGUCAAAGCUAGCUUCAAGGCCCCAGAAUACUACUUCACAGCUUCCAGAUCCCCCGAGUAUAAUGAGGCCAAUUUCAGGACUCCUGGAUACUACUUCUCAGAUAGCCAAGUUCCUCAACACCAACCUUAAUGCUUUGCCUAAUCACACCCUGUAUUGGAUUUGUCUGCCCCUCCAAAGACGUGUAUACUUUGGAGUCCCUGUCCUCUCAGGUUGGAACAAUUCCAUCAGUUCCACCAUUAACCCCAGCAAAACACACCUAGUUGGACCAGUGGCAUAUAACGUCCAUCUGGCUAAGACAUCCAACAUCACUUGUCUCGUCAACCUAAAAGGAAAUAAACCUAUAGGGACUCUGCCAGUCAGUCUAUGCAGCAACAACCAAACUCUCAACUCCAGUAUACACUGUCCGAGAGAUGACAUGUUCUACAUUUGUGGUAGCACUGCUUACCUUUGCCUCCCAGUUAACUGGACUGGGGUCUGCACCCAGAUUUUCCUUACCCCAGACAUCACUAUAUACACCACUCCUCAAAUGGAGAAGGUUUUAAGUCCCCACCCAAGUGUCCGGGAAAAGCGAGCAGCUCCUUUACUUAUACCACUCCUCGUGGGAGGAGGCAUCAUAGCUGGGAGCAACCUCAAACUCUUGGGCUCAAGCGAUCCUCCUGCCUCAGCCUCCCAAGUAGCUGAGACUACAGAUGCCACUUGGAAUGAACAGGAAAAGGCUGAAGAACUUUUUACAGAAAAUUUUUGUCGAGUUUGUGGAGUAUUCCUACAGUUUGAAUCACAAAGGAUUUCACAUUAUGAGAGUGAAAAACAUGCUCAAAAUGUUAGUUUUUAUUUUCAUAUGCAUGGAGAACAAAAUGAAGUGCCUGGUAACAGAAUGAAGACGCAUGUUGGGAAUUUUGAGGUGCAUAGGAACGAAGUAGUGGACAGAAAUAAAUUUUGUGAUCUCUGCAACAUGAUUUUUAGCUCCCCAGUUGUUGCUCAGUCUCACUAUACGGGGAAAGUCCAUGCUAAAAAAGUGAAACAAUUAAUGGAAGAACGCGAUAAUGUAUCUCCUUCAGGAUUUCAGCCAGAGAUGGCAUUUAAUACAAGAACCUACGUUUGCCAUAUUUGUAGUAUCACUUUUACAUCUUUAGAUAUGUUCCGGUUCCACAUGCGAGGAAGUGAACAUCAAAUUCGAGAAUCCAUUGCUAUGAAUCUAGCGAAGAAUUCAAAGAAGACACAAGACUCUUACCAAGAUGAGUGUGCAGAUUACAUCAAAGUGCAGAAAUCCAGAGGACUAGAACCCAAAACUUGCUUCAGAAAGAUGGAAGAGAGUUCUUUGGAGACCCGUCGAUACCGAGAAGCAGUCGAUUCCAGAUCCAGAUAUAGAAUGUUUGAACAAAGACUACCAUUUGAGACUUUCCAGACAUACCCAGGACCAUACAAUAUUUCACACGCAGUGGAAAACCAGUUACCUCAUUGCUUACCAGCUUAUUCACAGAAGACAUAUGACUCUUUCCAAGACGAACUUGAAGAUUACAUCAAAGUGCAGAAAGCCAGAGGACUAGAUCCAAAGACUUGUUUCAGAAAGAUGAGAGAGAACCCUAUGGAAACUUGCGGGUACAGAGAAAUGGUUGAUUCUGGACCCAGACAAAGAAUGAGUGAGCAAAGAUUUUCAUUUGAGACUUCCCAGACCUACCAGCGACCAUACUAUAUUUCACCAGUAGAAAGCCAGUUACCUCAUGGGUUACCAGCUCAUUCAAAGAGGACAUAUGAUUCUUUCCAAGAUGAACUUGAAGAUUACAUCAAAGUGCAGAAAGCCAGAGGUCUAGAGCCAAGGACUUGUUUCAGAAACACAGGUGAUAGCUCUGUGGAAACACAUAGGUACAGAGAAAUGGUUGAUGUCAGACCCAAACAUAGAAUGUUAGAGCAAAGACUCCCAUUUGAGACUUUUCCUGCCUAUCCCGGACCAUACAGUAUUUCACAAGCAGCGGAGAACCAGUUACCUCAUUGCUUACCAGCUCAUGACAGCAAACAAAGACUAGACUCUACUAACUACUCUCCGCCCACCAGAGAUUAUUUCCCAGAAAAACCAGUACCCUUGAGCCUUAAUCAGCAAGAAAAUAACUCUGACCCAUACAGUGUAGAAUCUGAAGUUUACAAGCACCACUCCUCAGAAAAUAAGACCAGUGACCAUCAAGCAGGUCAUAAACGGAGACAUCAGAAGAGAAGGCGACACCUGGAAGAAGGUGAAGAAAGGCCUGAGAAGGAGCAAUCCAAGCAUAAAAGGAGAAAGAGUUAUGAGGAUACGGAGUUAGACAAAGAUAAGAGCAUCCGACAAAGGAAAAGAGAGAGGGAUAAAGUCAGGGUCAGUUCAGGAAAGCUUAAGCAUCGAAAAAAGAAGAAAAGCCAUGACAUGCGCUCUGAGAAAGAAGAACGUAAGCACAAAAAAGAGAAAAAGAAAUCUGUUGAAGAAAGAACAGAAGAGGAGAUACUUUGGGAUGAGUCUAUUCUUGGAUUUUGAACUUUUGUUUACCCAGGGAUUAAUUGAA